Messenger RNA from Medicago truncatula (barrel medic), 977 nucleotides. RefSeq names its product protein ANTI-SILENCING 1. The record is from RefSeq and is a predicted model, not a curated record. The transcript is spliced from 4 exons. Gene Ontology annotation, molecular function: RNA binding; chromatin binding. The coding region runs from base 141 to 719 and encodes 192 amino acids. NCBI's taxonomy places the organism in Eukaryota, Viridiplantae, Streptophyta, Magnoliopsida, Fabales, Fabaceae.
UUCACAUUUUGUUGUUAUUCGUUUACCUUGCUGAAAGGUUACUGUUCCUCCACUGAAUAUAAAUUCUCAGACCAUCACAACGCAUGCCGUGAACUUCACCGGUAGCUGCUAUCAUUCUUCUCCGACCACCAUCUACAACCAUGCCAGUCUCAACCAUCUCAGUGAAAUCAAACUCUCCUCCUGCUCCCUCACCAGAAUCCGAAACCCUAGAAUUCAAAUGGGGCCAAAAGCGAGGAAAAGGCGGUAAAAAACGUGAUAUACAGUUCUACCAAUCAUUCACCUUACGUGGUGUUGAUUACUCGCUUUUUGAUAAUGUUUAUGUUAAGAAUGAUUUUGCUGAACCACGUAUUGGUAAGAUCAUCAAGAUAUGGGAAACUCCUACUCUUGAAAGGAAGAUUAAGGUUCAAUGGUUCUUUCGUCCUAUUGAGGUUUCAAAGUGUUUGACUUGGAUUAAGAUUUAUUUUAAUGAAUUGUUCUUUGCUUGUGGUGAUGGUGAUGGACUUGCUACUAUUCAUCCUCUGGAAUCUAUUGCUGGAAAAUGCAACAUUGUUUGCAUUUCUAAGGACUCUAGGAAUCCACAGCUAUCGGAUAAAGUCACUUGGAGUGCUGCCUUUGUGUUCUAUCGUUACUUUGAUGUUGGGCAGCGUAAAAUAGUGGAGGAGGUAGAUGACAAGAGUAUCGGAAUUGAAGUCAAGAACAUAUUUAACAAAUUGGGAUAGUCAAAAGCCUGCUGCUGCUGCUGUAAAAUAUUAUUUAUACAACAAAGGGAGUUUGGGGAAAUGCCUUGAAAAGUAGUGAAGUCACAAGUGGUUUUUUGAAUAUUAAAAAUAGUCAGACUGUAAUUAAAAGCUAGAUGGCAAAUAUGUUGGUACAUUAGUUUCAGAAAGGAGAUGCAAUGUUAAAUUUUAAAUUUGGUGUCUGUGAUAUUUAAUUUAAAUAUGAUGAAAUUAGGUACAUUUGAAUUAAUGUUUGUUUCA